Molecule: messenger RNA, 2877 nt
Organism: Babjeviella inositovora NRRL Y-12698
Lineage: Eukaryota; Fungi; Ascomycota; Pichiomycetes; Serinales
Exons: 2
Coding region: 1-2877 (958 amino acids)
Source: RefSeq, a predicted model, not a curated record
AUGUUCAAGAAAGACCCUGUGGAACGGACGCUCAAACUGGCAGAGCUCUAUUGGUUAGCGAAGUCACCGUGGUUCCCGCUCUUCUCUGAACGCGGCGUAGCGCAAAUAUUCCCGGAGCUCGCGGGUUUUUUGGAGAAGCAGUUUGUAACGGAACCAGCAGAGCCAACAGAGCCCACUAUUGUGCCCAGCCUUGCACCCCUCAAUGCCACACGAGUGUUGCAACUCCGCGCGAACCGUGAAAGGCGCGAAGCGAAAGAACUGGCCGCUCGCGAGAGCACAAAAGAGCCAGCCUCACGCGAAAGCCCAAAGGGUUCAGAUGCCGCAAAUGAGAACCCUGGCACCGUGAUUGAAACGCCUAACGCUGCGUGCGAACUGGUGCGCGAAGUGCAACUCCCCGGCGAGCCCUAUCUCAAAAAGCGUAAGCUCGCCGAACUGCUCACAGACCCUGAAUUCCUCGACCCGCACAUAUUGGACACGCACACGCGCGAAAACACACUCGUGUGCGUGUCGCGUGACCACGUUCCGCACCAGUUCGCGCCUCGCGAUGACAUCUCGCCGUUGGCCGAGUUGUAUUACUUGACACAGACUUUGCCGCUCCUCAAGCUCAUACCGGGGUCGCAGAAGGCCUUAACGACCGAGACCUAUGAGAAGGCGCUUCUCGAGGGCAAAAUUGCGGUCGUGUACUCACGCAUCGAGGAACUCAAACGUAUGAUGCGUUGGAGCUUGCGGCAGCCGGAAAAGUUCCGCGACCCACUCGCGCGCGACGCCACGCGCGACACCCACUGGGCGGCCUUGAUGCGCGAGGCCCUGUGGUUGGCCGUCGACGUGCACGAGCAACGCAAAAUGCAGCUAGCCGUCUGCCACAUGAAGGCCCAGGCCGUCAUGGACUACUGGAGCUACGGACGCAUCAUGUGUGUACGGCGGAGUCCUAUUAAGCACUUACCAGAAAGCAAGGAUACGGUUAGUCCUGAGAUCGAUUCAGAGAUGGUUGACGCUGACAAAAUUGCUGUAAUAGCUGAAACUCCUGAGACUGAGAUUGACUCUGGAAUCGACGUUUUCCUUCUUACGCGCCCGGACCCUAUGCUGGAUAUAGUCCCACCAGUGCUCCCAGAAAUCACCCGUGAGGAUUUCCAGCGGCUUGACACCACCGUGCUCCCUUUCAAAGUGUCCGUGGGCUUUGACGAGCUCAAUGGUGUGAGCCAGAAAAUCGUUGACAGCUUGUCCACCUUCAAUCCGUUCGAUGCGCGCGGUGAUGAUGCAUACGCGCGCAUGCCGGUCGUGGCGAUCUCAAAGCUCCUCUCGCCGCUCGAGGAGGCGGACGACGGCUGGUAUAAGGUGUACAUGCAAGAGACACGCGCGCCACGUGCGGCCGCCGCGCGCGGCCCGCAGAAGGGCCUUUUUGGGGUCUCCAACAAACGUGCGCUGGUACUCCGGCCGCCGAAGCCACCCGCGCUCAAGUACCUCGACUUGCGCACACCCACAAUCUGGCUUCCGCAGGACGACAAGUACCUCAUCCACUACGUGGCGGAGUACCAGUUCAACUGGGGCAUUAUCGCUGCAAACCUCGCUGCACGCGCAACGCAUAGCUACGCAGCGAAUAUCGAACGACGCACUCCCUGGCAGUGCUUCGAGCGCUACAUUCAGCUCAACGACAAGUUUCAGUUUGGUGACAUGAAGGGCGUGCACGCGUUUUCGGCCCAACGGUGGUUGGAGGCGGCCCACAAGGCGCAGACUAACACGAAGCGGCGUAUUUCACCGUUGGGCGUGGGGAAUGAGUCUAUCCAGCGCGGGCACCGCCGCUUGCGCUGGGCAAGUAUGUUUGAGGCGAUGCGUAAGUGCAUGCGCAAGCGCGAAAACACACCGAAACCAAAUAACACGAGUCGCAAAUUGGGCGGGGAUGAUAAGAAUAAUGGCCCGGUUCCUACACCUGCGGAGCUCGCGAAGUUGAAGUACGAGCGUGAUAAAGCUAUCCAGGAGGCGUAUUUACAACAGCAAAGCCUCCGUAACCCGCCAGUCGCACAAGCUCCUGCCGUGCAGGUGCCCGUUACACGCGUAGCAGUACCCGCACCGCGAGCUACGCCGCUUCCCGUCGCGCGGCCGCCGGCCAAGCUUCCAUCGGGGCGUAACCCGAACGUUCCCACCACACCCAAUGGCACGCCUUACACCGCAGAGCAGUUGCAGUACCUCAUGCGCUACCAGAAACAGCGCAAGUUGCUUGCACAGCAAGGUGCGCGCGUGCCCGCGGCCAAUUCGAAUGUCCCAGCGGUUCCCAAUGCGAUCCCUAAUGCGGUUCCCAAUGCAAAUUCCCCAGUUGGAAACUCCUCGAAUGUGAAUUCGCCAGUCAUAAAACCGGCGGCGGUACCGGUCGCCAGUCCUGUGGCGGGUGUGGCAAAUGUUGCGGGCACACGAGUGGCACCUCCGCCGCGGCUUAAUCUCUCAACAGCACAAGUCUCUGCGAUAGUCAGCCAGAUCCAGCAGCAAAACCCGAAUAUGUCGAAUGACCAGAUCCGCAAGCUCGCGGCGCAGUACAUUUCGCAAAUCAACAACAAUCGCAUGAAGGCGUACGCCGCGAGCCAGGCGAACCAGCCAUCGCAGCAACUUCAGCAGCAACAAUUGCUCCAACUGCAGCAGCUUCAGCAACAGCAGUUGAUCCAGCAGCAACAGCAGCUCCAGAACCAAUCACAGAAACUCCUGAUGCAGCAGCGCCAGCAACAGCAACAGCAGCUCAAGCCCGCGCAGCAAGCCGCCUACGAGCAGCGCAAGAAGAUGAUCUUCCAAAAGCAGCAGCAGGUACAACAGGCGGCCGCGGCGAUUGCGAAGCUGCGCCAGGGCUCGGGGGCGUCGAGUCCGGCGUAUUCGCCAGCACCGAAGGAGUAA